This is a messenger RNA of Trichoderma virens Gv29-8, 2961 nucleotides long. RefSeq lists its product as uncharacterized. Gene Ontology annotation, molecular function: myosin II binding; GTPase activator activity; syntaxin binding. The transcript is spliced from 3 exons. Gene Ontology annotation, cellular component: plasma membrane; cytoplasm. The record is from RefSeq and is a predicted model, not a curated record. The coding region runs from base 1 to 2961 and encodes 986 amino acids. Lineage: Eukaryota; Fungi; Ascomycota; Sordariomycetes; Hypocreales; Hypocreaceae. Gene Ontology annotation, biological process: regulation of exocytosis; establishment of cell polarity; regulation of protein secretion.
AUGGCUGGCUUUCUGCGAGGCAAGCAGUCAGGCAUCCAGAAUGACCUGUCUGCCAGCAUCCGACCCGAGCUGUUUACUCCCGAUGACCACGCGCGAUAUGGCCUCAACUCGCAGAUAAGUUGCUUUGCCUACGAUCCCGUGCAGUCUCUGCUCGCCAUCGGAACCGCCGAGAGCAAGUUUGGCCCCGGAAAGAUCUACGUCUUUGGCCAGCAGCGCGUGCAGAAGACGUUUGAUCCGCCGCGACGAACCUCGUUCCAGUCGGUCCAAUUCAGCGCGAACCGUCUCGUCAGCCUCGAUAGGAAUAAUGAGCUUGGUCUUUGGGAUCUCGAUACCGGAGAGCGCCUGGCCGCUCAGGUGAUUGGCGGCCCUGUGACCUCCAUGGUGACGGAUCCGAUGCUUGACUGGGCCUUUAUUGGAAUGCAGAAUGGAGAUAUCAUGGCCUAUGACCUUGACCGACAUGGCCUCGCGCGCUCCUUUCGACUGCCCAACUUCUGGAAAGCAAAGGAUCCGAUGCAGCACACAGUCACUCUGGUCACCAUGUCGAUGCAUCCCCGAGAUGCCGGCAAGCUCCUGAUUGGAUACAGCCACGGCGCUGUCAUUUAUACAUUCAAGCAGAACCAGCCACAGCAAUUUCUAGAGUACGUGCUUCCACCCGGGGCGCCGGGAGGAAACAGCGUCGGCAUGGAUGCGGUGCGUCGGCCUCGCUUGACCCAUGCCCUGUGGCACCCUUCGGGCACGUUUAUUCUCACUGCGCAUGACGACGGAAGUUUGGUGUUCUGGGAUCCUAAAGAAGCAAAGGUUGUCAUGGCGAGAACCCUUACAGAAUUUGGCAUUCAGCAAGCCACCCCGAGCGCACCAACCCCGGCGUACUCCGAGCCAUAUGUCAAGAUCGCUUGGUGCUGCAAGCAAAACUGCGACGAUACCGGAUUGUUGAUUGCAGGUGGCCAAGCUCCCGAUGCGUCACCCAAGAGCUUGACCUUCAUUGAGCUUGGCUUAACGCCAAUGUACGCCACGUCCACAUGGCAGGCCUUGGAAAACCAUUUCCGCGGCAAACGGCAUAUACCGCUAGCCCUGCCGCCUGGGGCUCAAGCACUUGACUUCUUGAUUAUUCCAAGAGAUUCGCCUCAUUUUGGUGGUGCACAGGAUCCUAUUGCUGUCAUUGUGCUAUUAUCUUCGGGGGAGCUGAUUACGCUCAGCUUUCCUUCGGGAUAUCCAAUCAGUCCCACCAACCAGCUCCAUCCAUCAGCUUUCUUUGUACAUCCCUUUGUCACGAAAUUCAAUGUGUCCAGCGUCGACAGGCCUAGGUGGCUGUCUAUGGUGGAGAAGAGAGACCAAGGAGAACCUCUCUUAAAAGGCGGAGCAGCUGGAGCGAGACCAAGAAAGAGAUUUGAAGAUCGCACAAUUAUCCAGACAGCGCAUGCCGAUAGCAUCAUUAGACUCUGGGACUCUGGACACGCUGACCAAAUUGAAAAUGAAGUCCAGUUACAGGUUGACAUGGCCCGGGCCCUGGACCGUUUCGAGGACGUGGAAGUGACUGCAAUGAGCAUGGCUAGCACCACUGGCGAGUUUGUCGCUGGCACGAAAACUGGGGAGGCUGUGGUAUUCCGUUGGGGUGUGAACCAGUAUUAUGGGAAAAACCAGCCAAAGCAGCUGGAUCCGAAUCCGAUGGGGCUCUCUGACAUCAGCUCUAGGGCAGAGCCAAACCUAAAGGAAGGGCUGCAACCGUUUGUUCUAUACGAGAUGAUGCAGGGCCCAAUCACCGCCGUUCAAAUAUCAAACGUGGGCUUCGUGGCGAUUGGGUCUGAGCUGGGAUUCUUGACAAUAAUCGACCUUCGCGGUCCUAAGAUUAUCUUCCAGGCUCCAAUGACAGACUUUGCGAAACCCGAGAACAGAAAGACGUUCCUCAAGGGCCAUUCCAAAUCCAGCUCAUUACCCCCGAAAGAGUGGCCGACGGUAAUGGAGUUUGGCGUGAUGACUUUGGAUGACGACAAAUACUCAUCGAUAUGCUGCUUCGUCGGAACCAACCUGGGUAAAGUUAUUACCAUGAAGCUUUUACCCGCAGGUGGUGGUUACACAGCCGAAGUGGCGGGAAUGGUGGCAUUCGAUGGAAAGGUCGUGGCCCUGAAUCCGAUUCAAGCUGACACUGGCAAACCUGCGCUAGCCACGGGCCCGAUCGUGGCUGGGCUGCGAGAGGGGCGCCAAGUGAAUGGUGCUCUCGUUGCAGGCAAAGGUAUAGUCACUGAGAAAGAAAUAAGGAUCCUCAGGCCUGCCCAUUCGAAGGGCGCUUCUAAAGAGUUUGACGACAUACUAUGUGACUCGGCCUGUGUAGCAGAACUUGAGCUGCAAGGCUACGCCAUUGUUGCUUCCUUCCGGGAUGGAUCAGCCAGGGCGUAUAGUAUCCCAGGCAUGCGGGAUCUUGGCAGCGCGAAACUCCCGAUGGUGGACCGUACCCGCAGCACAGCAACCAUUGUAACUCAAACCGGUGAUAUCUUUGCAUGGGCGGGCCCUGCAGAAAUGGCCGUCGUCCACGUGUGGGGUACAGGAAAAGCGCUUCAACAAUCUCCAGAUCGUUUGAUCAACCCCGAGAUUGCCAUUCCAUCCCGUCCAACUAUUUCCAACCUCCAGUGGAUUAGCGGAACACAGCAUGUAUCGCCGUUGGACCUCGACAUUUUGAUAGGAGGACCCAAUAGACCACCUAGCAAGAGGAUGAUGGAGGCUGCUGCAGCAGAGCAGCGAGCUGCUAGGAGCAAUCCUUCUGGCGGCGCAUCCUCAUCUCAGGAAGGCUGGGGCGAUUACUUGACGCGCCAGCUGAACGAAAGAACCGAGAAACUAAAUCUCAUGGGAGAUACGAUGAACACGCUGCAGGAACAAUCAGAAGGGUGGGCAGACGAUGUAAACAAAUUCAUAGGGAGGCAGAAGCGGAACAUGAUUGUCGGGGGUUUGACGUCCAAAUUCUUCUAA